Messenger RNA from Neohortaea acidophila, 1026 nucleotides. RefSeq names its product chaperonin 10-like protein. Gene Ontology annotation, molecular function: zinc ion binding; oxidoreductase activity. The record is from RefSeq and is a predicted model, not a curated record. NCBI's taxonomy places the organism in Eukaryota, Fungi, Ascomycota, Dothideomycetes, Mycosphaerellales, Teratosphaeriaceae. The transcript has 5 exons. Bases 1 to 1026 code for a protein of 341 amino acids.
AUGGCCCCCCAAAUCCCCAAGACCUACAAGGCGGCCGUGAUUGUCGGGCAGCAGAAACCGCUGGAGAUCCAAGAACUCCCCAUCCCGGAGUUGAAGGAGAACGAGGUCUUGGUGAAGGUCCUCGCUUGCGGUGUAUGCCACAGUGACCACCAUGUGCUGAACGGAGACAUGGGCCCGCCGCAGAUCAAGUGUCUCGGCCAUGAAUACGUCGGCGACAUCGUAAAGCUCGGUGCGGCGGUGAAGGACUGGAAAGUCGGCGAUCGCGUCGGCGGAGCAUGGCACGGCGGCCACGAUGGCACCUGUCGCGCCUGCAGACGAGGCCAGUUCCAGAUGUGCGACAACAAGACUGUCAACGGUGUCUUCCGCGAGGGCGGGUACGGCGAGUACGCCACGAUCCGCUCCGAGGCGGCCGUUCGAGUCCCCAAAGACAUGGAUCCGGCCCAGGCUGCUCCUCUGCUGUGUGCCGGUGUGACUGUCUUCAACGGCAUGAGGCAUAUGGAUGCUUCGUCGGGAGGCAUCGUCGCCAUUCAAGGGCUUGGUGGACUCGGCCACUUGGCGGUCCAAUACGCGCGCAAAAUGGGCUUCCGAACCGUGGCGCUGUCCAGAGGCACGGCCAAGAAGGACUUUGCCACCAAGCUCGGGGCCACCGACUACAUCGACACCGAGGCCCACAGUGCAGCGGAGGAAUUGAAGAAGAUGGGAGGCGCGGACAUGAUUGUCGUCACCGCCCCGAACCCCGACAUUAUCUCCCCACUCUUGGAUGGACUCGCGCCGGGCGGUACCCUACUGCUGUUCACAGCUAUAGGCCCCGUCCCCGUAAACACCGUUUCGAUGGUUAUCAACGCUCUCAGCGUCCGAGGCUGGCCCAGCGGACACGCCCUCGAUUCGGAGGAGGCCAUCGCCUUCGCACAGACCCACGGCGUCGAGUGCAUGAUCGAGAAGUUUCCGCUGGCGAAGGUGAAUGAGGCGAUGGAGCAUAUGACGUCCGGCAAGGUGAGGUUCAGGGGCGUUUUGACCAUGACCUGA